AUGUCUUCCAGUUCUGAAACAAACCUGGGCCUGGCAAGUCAGUAUCCAGAUUCUUCGCCAGGGCUUCUUCCAUCGGGCCCAACUUCAAGUUUCCCCAAGACGUCUCGGUUCUUUGACAAGUCGGCCUUGCCGAGCCUAAAGUCUUUUGAAAUCAACUUCCAAAACACUCGUAAACAAGUUUGGUUCAAUGGGCAGAAUUCAAACUACAACUACAAUCCAUAUAGUAUACCGCAGCUGAGAACUAAAAAUGCAAUCCCGAUCAUUUAUAACAACAUUCCCUCCAAAAUCUCCAUCGUGCAACCCGUGGAGCCGCAACAGAACGAAAUCCCGUUUCUACAGUUGAACGAGGAGUUGGUGAAAGACCCCAUGGCAGUUGUGGACAAUUUACUGGAAAUCGGCAAGAAAUAUGGAGCGAUCAAAUUGAAGUUGCCCGUAAAAGACCAAAGCAGGUUUCAUGCCGCAAACCAAGUAAAUGCAGAUCUAUUCUGGUUUCAAGCAAAUAAGCAAUUAGUCUCACCGAAAUACGAUGAAUUCCACUUGAGAUUGCAGUUCCACAAGAACUUGUCGAAAUUCUUAAACAGCUCUUCCCUGGCUAAAAAUUACAUUCCACAUCUGUACAGCAAUGAGCAAAACUCGGGUUCGAAUUCAAAUUCAAAUUCAUUUACUUUCACCAAAUCUCCAAUGGUUGAUAAAAGACCUCUAGAUUUGUACAAACUAUUUCAAUCUGUCAUGAUGCGCGGCGGCUUUGCAGAGGUGGUCAACAAGAAGCUUUGGGCUCAGAUUGGAAGAGAAUUGGGUUAUAAAGGUAAGAUAAUGACCAGUUUGAGUAGUUCACUAAAAGCUGCUUAUCAAAAGGUACUUCACCCUUAUGAGUUGCAUUUGGAGUCUGAAAACCAGAAGCAGAGCCGAGAUUGUGAAAUUGAAAAAGCAGAAAAAACAAUAGAGACAGGUGAUGGGGAAAAGAUCCACCUCAACGGAAAGCGAAGUCACCAAUUAAGGGAAACACCAGUGCCAAGGAAACGCAUCAAGAUUGAACAACGACUGUCGUCGGCUCCAUUAAUUGUUGGUUCGGCGAAACAAUUUAAAAGGCGAAACAAAACCAAAGUCACCAAAGGGUUUCUUUUAAACUCGCCUCAUCUGAUAAAUAUCAAGCCCCCAAACACAUUCUCGAUUAAAAACGACGAAAAGAAAAGGAGUAGGCGAGGUCAGGACACUUUCUAUGCAACCAUUGAACCUCGCACGGAAGUGGAGCUGAGCUUGAGGUACACCGAAAAUAAUGAUGAUGACACACCGUACACGCAGCCGUGGAAGACGGCGUCGGUUUACACGCUAAGACAAUUUAUGGAAAAAGACCUCAAUUUCCAAGAGCACAUCUUGAGCUAUGCUAAAGAACAAGAUUUCCCGACAGACGCAUUUGGGAAAGCUAUGAUCAAACUCAAACAGCUCGAGGACCUAUAUUGGAAAUAUAUGCGCAAUGAAAUGGUUGAGUCAUCGUUUGUUUGCGCCGAAUUGGAGAUGGGCAAAGACAUUCCUAGCCGCAUUAGUGGGUCGGGUUUUGUCAGGAUUGGAGAUGACCUACGAGAUUACAAAAAUGCAUUGAACAACUAUCAAGUCAAUGUGCAAAACUCAAAAAACUCGAGCCAGUCUCGAAACGGAAUCAUACAGGCUCGCGACGGUGAUGAAAACUCUUCGAGUGGUGGUGGUGGCGGCAACCAAUCCGGGGGCGGCGGCGGCGGCAGCAGCAGCUCCCAGAGCAAGAGUAUUCAAGCGGCACUCUGUCCUUGGAACUUGCACAACUUUUCAAUGUUGCCCAAUUCCAUCUUGGGAGCUUUGAACGACAAUGACAUGGCCAACGAGGAGUUGACGAGAACAAAAGUCAAUGUUGGGAUGACGUUUAGUACCGAAAAUUGGUCCUGCGAAGACCAUUUUACUCAGCUAAUAAAUUAUCAUUUCUUUGGCGCGAGCAAGCAAUGGUAUUUUAUACCCGAGUCUGAGUUUGAAAAAUUCGAAAAAUUGAUUGAACAAGUUAGCCUCGAGCAGCCGCUGGCGUCUCAUAUCAACCGCGGUGCAUCAUCUAUCGACUCUCAAGCGCUGACGACAUUUUCACACUCAAAAGCGGAAACGGACGAGUUUUUGACUAGCACGUUGGAAUAUUCCGUCAGUGCCGGCACGGACAUCAGACUGAAACUCACCAAUUCCAAACUUGCAAGUCUCGUUGAUGGUGGUGACCUUAAUAACUGUACCAACAAAGAAAACCGCAUUUUCAAGUACAAUCAAGAGCUGCUUAUUACACCAGAGUUGUUGGACCAACACAAUAUACGGUACACCGCCACCAUCCAGCACCCGGGCGAGUUUGUCGUCAAGUAUCCGAAAACUUACUCGUGCUGUAUAUCGCAUGGAUUCAACUUUACCGAGGAGGUGAAUUUUGCCUCUAGCACGUGGUUAAAGUAUGCCCAGGAGGGAGAAAAAUGGGUCUCGAAGCAAGGCGUCAUUCCCAAUUUUCUGUUUUUCAAGCUUCUAGUCUCUUUAGCGGUGAUUUACGAUAACGGGGACAAUGUCUUGUUCAACUCCACCGUGUUUGCCAAUGUGGCUGCUCUUUACAAACCGCUUUAUCAGCGGGAGCUUGAAUUGAGAAACGAGGUUCGAAAAUUGAAAAAUGUCAAAGAGUCGGCAAUCGCCGACGAUAGUUCUGCAGAUAUAGUUGCAGAUGAUACGCUUGAGAAUGUCUAUCCAACAAGAAUGGUGAUAACUGAAAACAAAUCUAAACAGUCGAUUAUCAUAUCCAUGGAGAGCUUUUUGGAAAAGCAGCAAAAUCCAGACGUGUUUCAAGAUUGUCAAAUUGAAAUGCAAACUUUUUAUUCCGAUGAAAAGAUUCGCAGUUUUUUCAAGAUCUUGAGCGAUUACUCGGUGGAUUUCGAGUCUUGGGUAGUGAAUUUUGAGCAAACCAUGGCUAGUGGCGAGCAGAUCUCGUUGAAACAAGCAAAGUUAUUGCUUACCGAGGGGGACAAGAUCCUCUCCUGCAUCAAUUCAACUUCCAAUAGCAAUUCACAUGAUGAUCAACCUAGUCAAGACAAGUUUGUUUUGUUCAAGUCUCAUCUUGCAAAUUUGAGAAGACUCACCACAAGCUCAACUCAAUUCGUUGAGGAGUGCCAAAACUUGUUGUCACUCAAACACCAGCAACGGAUUCGGCAUGCCCAAGGUACAACGGGUGAUCGUACUGCCUCGUUGAUAGACUUGAUCAACGUUGUUGAUGUUAUUCCAAAAUUGAAUUUAUCCUGCCCCGAAGUCGACCAAAUCUUGGAGUUUAAGAAUGAGAUUGAAAAUUUCGACAAGGCAAGCAGGUUGUUGAUUUCCAAAAAGAGCAAAACGUUGCAGGAGUUUGACGACUUAAUCAGUCUAGGGGAGAGUUUUGGAUUAGAAAUUCCAUCUUUGGAGUUUAUGACUAGAAUUCGGGAUCGGAUGGAAUGGCUCAAGAUAUAUGAUUUGAUAGAAAAGGGAGUUGAUCCUUAUGCUGACCAAAAGGAGGUUUUCACCAUUGACAAUUUGAGAACUUUCCACGAAAAAGGAGCGCAAAUCUUAUCCGAAAACGACGUUAAGCUCGUUGCCGAUGUCGAGAAAAUCUUAAACGAAAGCACAUUGUUCAACCAUGACGUAACGAAACUUCUCCUGUACAAGUUUGUGCACGAUUUAGAUCUUGAGAAAAUAGCAGAAACCAUUCAUCGGUUUGUUAACGAUAAGCUUUUCAUUUCCAUUGAAAACUACAACGAGCUAUCAAAGAUCAACAUCAAUUUGAAACUUAUCGCCCAGUAUAGGGAAAAAAGAAUGAAUUUAUUAUCAUCAUCAUCAUCAUCAUCACCACUGGAUAAAGCCUCGUGUCCCGAGUUGAAGCAAAUGCUUCAUGCAAUUUCUGAAAGUGGGUUGAGAUUCGACACCGAGAAUUUUGAAGAGAUGUUGCAAAACGCAGAAACGUGGGUGGAACAAAGCUGGCGCCAAGUUGAAAAACUCAAAAUAAUCACCACCAUGAACAAGAAAGUCAACUUGGAUGACGUUAACCAGAAGCUAACGAUGAAUGGCAAAUUCGUUGAAAAGUUGGUGCGCAUGUUGCAAAAGGCCCAGUUUAGCUUUUCACCUGAAGACACUUUUGAAAAAUCGUCGUACAAUUUACGCAUCACAAACUCCACCGAGGAUCCUACUUUUUACUGCAUUUGCCGGGAGUACGAACAUGGAACCAUGGUUGAGUGCGAGCAUUGUAACGAGUGGUUCCACGUGCAGUGCGUCAAGAAUAUCAGUGACACGAAUGCUGACAGUUACAAAUGUCCCGUUUGCUUGCUUUUGGAGUCUUUACAGGAUACGGACCAGUUUUUGGCGUCGCAGAUGUCGUUUCUGGAGUAUAGAAGGAUUUAUUCCGCAGGCUGUGAACUUUUGAGCGUUCCUGUGAAUGAAAUGGAGAUAAUGGAGGUUUUGAUUGAUUUUUUACAGGCCAAUGUAAAUGAAGUUGAAAGGAAGUUGCUUUCAGAUCAGGAUGAAGGUCAAGGACAAGGUCACGACAAUGCCAAGAUCCAAUUUGGGAAAUUGAGGUUUGAGGUGCUCAAAUUUUACGGCAGCGGAUUUUCGUUUGAUCUCAUAGGACGCAUGUUGGAGCGAUGCAGAAGAUUGCAGCCGCUUGUGCUCGCAGAAGAUGCUCGGGCUGGAGAGUUAAAGAAUGGAGACCAACCGGGGUUGGACCCGACUGCUGACGUGGAGCUUAGCUUAAAAGAAUCAGAGUCAUUGCCAAUCCAAGAUUCGAUUCUCGACAGUGAAAAUCCGACAUCAUCAGCUUUGGUGAACGGGAAAGCAUCUGCUGAUGGCGCGGAAGACAUGCCAAAAGAAGAAGAAAAAGAAGUGAAGUUUGAGCCUGCAAUAGAGUCUGGCUCUGGAGAAAGCAAAAAAGAUCUCGAGACGGAGGCAGAAGUACAAGUUUCUGAAACUUCUGAAUCACCUGGACACCUGACUGGAAGCCAUAACAGCAACAAUACCGCCGACAGUGACAAAAAGGUACCGGAGGCAGCUGCAGAUGCCAAGAGCGAGACAUACGAGGCACUUGCCUGCAAUGGUCACAACAUCGAUACAUCAGUACCACCGAAGAACGAUGCCAAUCAAGAAGAAGGCACAACAGUGGUAGAUUUACAUCUAGAAAAUGCCCAAACCCAGGAUGAGGCGAGUGAAGCCUUUCCAACUGUCACCCAAACUCAAGAAUCAUCAAAUGGUACCACCCAUGCUGAAACCGAAACCCCAAACGUUGUAUAA
Molecule: messenger RNA, 5286 nt
Organism: Lodderomyces beijingensis
Lineage: Eukaryota; Fungi; Ascomycota; Pichiomycetes; Serinales; Debaryomycetaceae
Source: the annotation of a GenBank genome assembly